Molecule: messenger RNA, 852 nt
Organism: Balearica regulorum gibbericeps (East African grey crowned-crane)
Lineage: Eukaryota; Metazoa; Chordata; Aves; Gruiformes; Gruidae
Source: RefSeq, a predicted model, not a curated record
GAAAUUGCUUUAAAGAAUACACAAGACCUGCAUAUACCACGGCCGCCAGAAUACUACUCCUGUCUUGUCAGAGAUCUAGAAAUACUGGGUUGGAAUAAAGUCGUGUACGUGGAUACUGGCCUUACCGCAGUCAAGCUAAAAGCUGAAGACUCUUGUGGUAGACAGCAUCUCGUCACUCUGAAGUUAAAUGCAAAGUAUCCAACAGAACCACCGGAUUGCCUUGUGGAUUUUCCUGUUCAGUUUGCUAUUUCCUGGAUGCCACAGAACUCCUUAAUAGACAUCUAUAAUCAGUUCCUGGCGGCACUGGAAUCACUGAAAGAAUUCUGGGAUGCCAUGGAUGAAAUUGAUGGGAAGACAUGGGUGCUUGAGCCAGAAAAUCCCACACGGAGUGCUACCGGCAGAAGAAUUGCAAUAGGGAACAACGUUUCGGUGAACGUAGAGGUAGAUCCUCGGCAUCCAAACAUGCUCCCCGAGUGUUAUUUUCUUGGAGCAGAUCACGUGGUUAACCCUUUGAGAAUUAAGCUGAACAACAAUAUGCACUUAUGGGAUCCAGAAAUCAGUUUAUUACAAAACUUGAAAGACCUCUUAGAAAUUGAUUUUCCAUCUCGUGCUGUGUUAGAAAAAAGCGAUUUUGCCAAGGACUGUGGAAUCUGCUACGCCUAUCGACUGCACGGCACUACUCCAGAUCAAGUGUGUGACGAUCCCCGAUGCGGACAACCUUAUCACCAGGCUUGCCUGUAUGAGUGGCUACAAGGUCUUCCUUCUAGCAGACAGAGUUUUAAUGUCAUCUUUGGUGAAUGUCCUUAUUGUAAUAAGCCACUAACACUGAAAUCUUCAACCAAGAAACUUUGA